This is a messenger RNA of Vitrella brassicaformis, 5152 nucleotides long. Lineage: Eukaryota; Vitrellaceae. The record is from the annotation of a GenBank genome assembly.
CUCCUGGCUUCUCCAUUGCGGGGAGGACCGGGCAAUGGAGAAGCGUCACAACACAAACGGUCCAAAACUCAUAUCGUAACACCACAACUUCACGAUGUGUAUACGCUGGUCUGCGUACUCGCGCACGCACAUGCACACGCUCACAAACGUUCAGACACGCGAGUGCAGCCAUGGAUUGAUGGAUGGAUUGGAUCAGGUAGACGGGCUGUGCUUGGUGUGCUGUGCAUAUUUGCCGAGCGCCCAGAUGGGAAACACAUUCCGAUACGCCUGCAGUAAAGCACUCAUGCACAUGGAUCCCUCUGCGUCUCUGUGUGUGUGUGUGUGUGGCCUACAGUGUAUGUGAUGCCGACAGAGCGGUUGAAGACACCCACAAUGUUCUCCUGAGAACACACAGACAGACACACGCAUACACAGAGGAAUGCAAUGCAUGUGUCUGCCCCCAUGCACACACACGUGUCUGUGCUGUGGGUGGGUGUGAGAGCGUACCUGUGGCCAGUCGCCGUCACUGGUCUGUCGCGACAUGAUGUACUGGGCGGCGAGGUUGAGGGCCUCCUGCACACCAUGCCAUGCACACACACGGGUGUGGGUGGAUGGAUGGAUGGAUGGAUGCCUCAUUACCUUGUCUGGACACUCUGCCUCGAGCAAAGCCAGCAGCGCCCAGGACGAUUGGAUCACCUGCAUUCAUGGACACAUCGCAUGUGCUCUGUCUGUCUGUCUGUCUGUCUGUCUGUGCAAGUCGAUGCGCUACGUUGCUCUGACGGCUGGCCGAUUCGCGAACAGGGCCCUGCAUACACCCACACCCACAGAACGACUUUGUCUGUGUGUGUGUGUGUGUGUGUGUGCGGACUGACCUGGUCGUAUUUCCAUGUGGUGCAGCUCUCGAACGACUCAUACCAGCCGCCAUCGGCCCUCUGUUUGCUGAGUAUCAUGUGUACGCAUUUCUGGAUGGCCGUGUGGGAGGGGGCCACACCACACGCCUGCACAGCAGACAGACAGACACCCACCGUGCCCAUCACAUGCAUCCCUCUGUGUGUGUGUCUGGGCGUGGCGUACCCUCAGCCCCUCUAUGGCGAACCAUGACGCAUAGGUGAAGCACACACCCCAAGAGCCAUACCUACACACACAAGCAGAUGGGGGCCUUUGCAUGAUCGAGAUCUCUCUCUGUGGUUGUGAGUGUGUGUGUGCGUGUGUGUGUACCAGCUGCCGUCUUCCAUCUGCUGCGCCAAGAUGAAGUCACGCCCUCGCCUGUGUGUUCCAUCCAUCCAUCCAUCCAUCCAUGUGUGUGUCAUGAUGUGGUUCUGCUCACCUGAUGGCCCUCUCUAUGUCGCUGCCUCGGUACUCCGGACGCACACGGGAAAACGCGCCAAGGGCUGCCAUCCGUGCAGUGCACACACACAGGGAGGCAAUGUGUGAGAGUGAGUGUGUGUGGCUGUGUAUGGCACACGCCCACCAGUGACACAUGCGCUGGUGCAUUCUGUGUAGGAGUAGUCGAUCAUGAUGUCGCCAAACGACUCGCACGGGUUCAGCAACUCAUACAAAGGGGAACUGACACAAUCCAUGUGGGUAUCACAGUGCGUAGAAAGAGAAAGCACUCACCCGCGCGUCGGCUCGUAUGUGGCCCAGCCGCCGUCACGGUUUUGCAGCGAAAGGAUGUAGUCGAUGCCUACACACACAUGACACGCAUCUGUCAGGUAAAACAAACGUGCGCGUGCCUCUGCGUAUGCGUGUGUGUGCGUGUGGGUACCGACCGUCGCACAUGCGUUCAUACGGGAGGCUGCCGUCCUUGAGCGCGUCAACUUGCGCCAAAGCAAUGGAACACUGCACGCACACACACACACACACGUGUGGGCCGCCCUUGGUACUCCCUGCGCCCACACUCACGUACCUUGAUCCCCUCUGCCGUGCAGUCACUCACAGGCCAGUUCUGCUCACGAUGCACACACAAUAUUCACAUCGUGGAUUUACACAGAGAGAGAUGUGUGUCCCACUCACCUGGUCGCCCACAGUGAAGGGCCAGCCGCCCUUGCAAUUGUGGCGGAAAUACUUGGUGGUCGGCACAUCAUGACACACCUGGGAGUUGUUGACGAACGCCUGUAUCUUGCGCAGCAUGGGCGUGUAAUCGCUGUGUAUGGGCGUGGACAAAGCCGCCUGUCACACACAAUCACGGAUUCAUCCACACGUUUGCGUGCGUGUGAGCAAACACACGUACUUGGCACGCGAAGGCAGUGUCCCACAGCUGAGAGCCGCACUGCACACACACAAGAAACAACACACACAUCCAUCCAUCCAUCCAUCCAUCUGUGUGUGUGUCACACACACGACGAACCUCGCCUUGCAUCUUGAUGCCGUCCUCUGCCAGCCACAGGUAAUCCGCCAGCCGAGGUAUGUGCUUCCAGUACUCAUCGCUCUUGGGGUUCUCGGCAAAGCAGCACAGCAUGUUCAAUGUCUAAAUGAUACGGAAACAAUUGCAGACCAUGUGUGUGCGUGAGUGUUUAGGUGUGUGUUUACUUUGUUGACAGGUCCGAUGCAGAUGUAGUAGCUGAAGGCGUCUUCGUGGUGGACAUACUCCAUGGCGAAUCGCAUGCACGCACUCCUGUCACACACACAAGGACACACAGAUGGAUGGAUGGACGGACGGAUGGAUGGAUGGACAGAAGCGCGUGCACUUCGUUGUUUUCUGACCGACCGGAAUUUGCGCAGCGCACCGACAUGAGGAACGACCCUGUACACGUACACACUUGUGCAGAUCCAUGUGGCCGACACGGAGUGCUCUGUGUGCGUGUGUGCGCGUGUGAGUACCUCUCGUAUACGGAGAGAAGUGAGAUGAGAACCUUCAUGGGCACUGAGCAACACACAGACGUGCUGAUAUAUACGGGCUACACACACACGUAUAGCUACCCACCGGCCACUUCCACAUAGCAGUCGAUGUCGGCCGACGGCGUCUGAAAUGCACUCAAUCAACGUGCCAUGAUCAUGCAGAUACCCAUGUGAAUAAUGAGUCAUAAUACGCUUGCCUGUCUGGCUUUCGCCCAGUCGACUCGCUCAUAGGGGCACGUGUAGAGCUCGGUCCGCAGUGACAGCACCUACACACACGUGCGCCCGCGCACACACCGACGUCACACGGGUGAGUCACUUACAUACAUUAUUCGCACCAGUGUGUCAUUUGCGGCGUCUUUGCUGUAUCUCUUGCCGUAGAGGUAGCUCAUGGGCAGCUUCACCAGACGGGCAUGCACCCACACGUUGCCAGGGUGAAAGGGGAACCACCUCGGCAGGCCCCACAGCUGUUUGCAUGAACGCAUCACACACAAGUGUGCAGACACAAGUGGUGGGCCUGGGCUUGUGUACGUGCGUGUAUGAUGCUGACCUCUGGCGGGAUGGGCAUCAGCCCGUCCCACUCGUACACACCCAACACACACAGCCAGAACCGACACCUGUGUACGCAUACACAUGUACAUAUACAUAAUAUACGUACGUGUGGAUGCGUGUGUAUGUAUGCCUCACUAGCAAACACCCGUACCAGAGUGGCGACCUGACGGCGCCCCCAUGCGCGUGAAUGAACGCCUGUUUCGCCGGGCACACACACACACACACACAUCCAUAUAUAUACACGUAUGUAUGUAUGUAUGAAUGAAUGAUAUACAUACAGCAUCUGUCAGUGAUGUGUACAAGUAUAGCAUGUGUCAGUGAUCGAUCGAUCGCACCCACCCGUGCGAGUCUGCAGCUCUUGUGCUCUUUGUCAGUGCCGAGCAGCCGCAGCGACACGUAAGACAGCACAGUGCCGAACAUCGUCGACGCACCUGCACGCACACAAAUGCACACAGACAUAUUGCAGCAACGCGCAUACAGACAGAGAGUGCGUCCUUUUGCGUGUGCGUGUGUGUGUGUGUGCACACUUACCUUCGAUGUGUGUGCCCCAGCCGCCAUCAAUCUGCUGGUGGUUGCGCAGGUACACACACAGCCCUGAAGACAAUACAGACGGACAGACAGGUACUUAUUUGCUGUGUGUGAAACGCGCGAAGACCCCCGUACCUCGCUUGACGUGCUCGCCGAGGUCAUGGCCUACAUGCAGUGCACACGUAAGUCACCUGUGUGUCGUUUCUGAGUGUGUGCGUGCCCGCCCACCAGUGAUGUAGCAAGCGAUGACCAGACCGGGAAUGAGGAAAUGCGGACCUCUGUCGGCACACACACUUGAUGAAUGUACACGUACACCUGCACACGUACCCAUAGUCGCCUGCGAAGUGCCCGUCGUCGCACUGCAGCCUCUCGUAGAAGGACAGCCCCUUGCGCAGACACGAGACCGCUGUUGCAUGGACACGUCGACACAUGCACACAUUUGGGAGUGUGUCGCAUGUGUUUGUGUGGGUACUUGCGCCCUCCUCUCUCUCUUCCGGCUGAUCCUUGGCUUUGCUGCGGGCUAGCAGCUGCCUCCUGCACACGGACACACACGUAGUCAUCUGGAUGAAUGUAUGUAUCGAUUGACGUGCACCUCAGCGGUUUAUCAGCGGCGUUUGGAUUGAUGUGUGGAUCGAACGAGUCGUCGGCUGGCGAACUACCUGCACCCACCCACACGCGCAGACAAACAGACAGACAGAUGCACGUGUGCAGUGAGUCAGUGUAUCAUCAAUCUGUGGGUGUUCUUGGGCGUGUGAGUGCGCACCUGUCUUGCUGACGUACCGCCACACCUGACGGCCAACGAGGGAGCCGGUCAGCUGACCUGUAUGUGAGUGGCCCAGCGAUGAGUCGAUGUGUGUAUGUGUCUGCGUGUGUGAGUACCCUUCUCGUCUUUCUGCACUGAUUCAUCGCUUGAUGUGAACACCCUAUGCAUAUACAUUUGCACACACAUUUAUACUAUGCACACACGAAGGGACGGACACUAAGCUCAGCGCACCAUCCUUGUGUGGCCUCGCCGGUUUCUCUCCUCAGCUCCUCGUCACGCACAGCGGAAAAACACGGAUACCUGACGCACACACACACACAGAGAGAGUCGCACACACAGAGUGUGAGCCAGAUCUGCAGGCGAGAUGUGUCCCCGAACAGAUGCGCAUCUAUGUCCACCUGGCCUUGGGGCGCCGCCUCUUGGUGCAUUGCUUCACCAGCCAGGCGAAUACGCAUUGGAAAGGCGACACUAUAAGCGACAACACGUCCAUCUAGG